This is a messenger RNA of Arabis nemorensis, 399 nucleotides long. Lineage: Eukaryota; Viridiplantae; Streptophyta; Magnoliopsida; Brassicales; Brassicaceae. The record is from the annotation of a GenBank genome assembly.
AUGCUUAGCCUCUCCAUUGCUACGCCGGGAACGGCGGCGAUUUUCCGUCGAGGAUAUGCUUCUCCGACAUCAACUUCCUCUUCUUUCCAUGGCGUCAGAAUCCAGCACCAGGUUUCUGCUCGCGUGCCGGCGGCGACGGUGUCGUCGUCUCGUAAACCCUUGGUGGUGAUGAUGUCGAAAAGAGAGGCGGAAUUGAAAGAUAUCAGAGCGAAGACGACGGAGGAGCUUAACGAGGAGGUUAUUGACCUUAAAGGAGAGCUGUUCAUGCUCCGUCUCCAGAAAUCGGCAAGGAACGAGUUCAAAUCAAGCGAUUUUCGCCGAAUGAAGAAACAAAGCUUAGAGCUUGAGGUUUCAGGUCCUUGGAUCGAGCCUUGCACACAGCUUCUAAACGCGGUUUGA